CCUUUAAGAAUUUGCUUAGUUAAAAAUAUUGUUGAAAAUUCUAUGGUUGAACCCCUAAGGAAGUUUAGGUUCAACAAAACCUCCCACGGGUCCUCGUCUAUUUAUGCAUCUCUCUUUUUCCUACCAUUUCAUUUCCUUUUCUCUUCCCAUAUAUAAAACCAAACCAUUUCGUUGGACUUAUUUACCUCGGCUUGAAACCCCUUCUCCAUCUACUCUUAUCAACUCUUUAUGGCAUUUAAAUCAACUACUUCUAACUGAAAAAAUAGAAUUCCAAUCCCACACAAAAAUGAAAAUCUUCUUCACUUUCUUCAUCUUCCUUUCUCUUUUCGCAUUCUCAUCAAAAUCAGAAUCCACUUGCAAAAAUAACACAGAUUUAUCUCUAGUUUCAAAGGCUUUCAGCUCUGUUUAUGGCUUCAAUAUCACUUGGUUCAGCUCAAACUGUUCCCCUACCAUUCCAAUAACUGUGAUAAAGUUAUCUUCAAGAAAUCUAACUGGCACAGUCUCAUGGAAAUACUUAAGAAAUUUGUCACAUCUUCAUACUGUAGAUCUCUCAAACAAUUCCUUAAAAGGUUCUGUUCAUCCUCUGUUUUGGUCAAUCUCAUCUUUGGUUGAAGUCAACUUAUCCAAGAAUAAGCUAGGGGGAACAAUUGCUGUAACUAGUUCAUCUCAUAUUCAAAGACUUGAUCUUUCUUUCAACAGGUUUACCAACUUGGGCUCUACUUUUUAUGGUUUUCCUAAUCUCACUUCUCUUGACCUUUCACAUAAUGAUCUCAAGAUUUUGCCUUUUUGGUUCAACAACCUAACCAAGCUUGAAAAUUUGAGCAUUUCUAGUUGUAACAUUUAUGGCAAUCCAAAACCAAUUUCACAUAUCAAGUCACUGAAGCAUUUAGAUGUUUCUUUCAACCACAUGAAUGGUACAUUUCCUAAUGAUUUCCCUCCUAUUUCCAGUCUCAAUUUCUUGAAUAUCUCAUUCAAUAACUUUACUGGACUAAUACCUCAAGACCAGUUUGCAAAAUUUGGUAACUCUUCUUUUAUUCAUGCUGGCCAUUUGCAAACCAAGAACGUAAAAUUACCAAAUCCCAAGAAUUCCUCAGAAUUUCACAUCAAACAUCAUAACUUCACAACCCCACCACACAAAAUGUUGCCUAUCAAACAGAAACCUACUAAACCAAUGGACAAAAACACCAAGAGAAAGAAACCCAAAUCAAGAAAGAAAGUUUUAAUCAUAGCCAUUUCAGCUGCUUCUGCAUUUCUAAUCUUGGCCAUAGGGUCAGUCAUAUUGUGUCUCUACAAGAGGAGAAAAACAGUGGCUAGGAAAAACAAAUGGCUAAUCUCAAAACCAAUUCAAAUACCAUUCAGAAUGGACAAGUCAGGGCCAUUUUCAUUUGAGACAGAGUCAGGAAGUUCGUGGGUAGCUGACAUAAAAGAACCAAGUUCAGCACCAGUUGUGAUGUUUGAGAAGCCAUUGAUGAACUUUACAUUCAAGGACCUCAUAGCAGCUACAUCUCACUUUGGGAAAGAAUCAUUGUUAGCUGAAGGGAGGUGUGGGCCCGUUUACAGAGCCGUACUUCCAGGUGACCUCCACGUGGCAAUUAAGGUCCUGGAGCAUGCUAGGGAACUAGGUCAUGAUGAUGCUAUUGCUUUGUUUGAAGAUCUGUCAAAGCUUAAGCACCCUAAUCUGUUGCCUAUUUCCGGUUUCUGCAUUGCAGGGAAAGAGAAGCUAGUGUUGUACGAGUUCAUGGCUAAUGGUGACCUCCACCGAUGGCUACACGAGCUUCCAACUGCUGCCACAAACGUGGAGGAUUGGACUACUGACACGUGGGAGCAGCAAAAUGGGUCCCAUCUGACAUCACCGGAGAAAAUGGAAUGGCACACGCGCCACCGCAUUGCGGUUGGCAUAGCGCGUGGACUAGCCUACCUCCACCACGCUCAGUCAAAGCCGGUGGUUCACGGCCAUUUGAUACUGUCUAAUAUCUUAUUGGCCGAUGACUUUGAACCUCGAAUAGCCGACUUUGGACUGAGUCACGACCGAGUCGGUGGAUCUACUGAGAAGGAUGUGUACGAUUUUGGAGUCGUACUGGUGGAGUUACUAACCGGAAAAGCCGGUUCGGAUGACACGAUCAAGUGGGUGAGAAGGCUAGUGAAGGAUGGACAUGGAGCGGAUGCGCUUGACUCGAGACUAAGACUCGGUGGCGACUCAGUGAGUGGGAUGGUGGAGUGCCUCCGAGUUGGAUAUCUGUGUACGGCGGAGAGCCCAAAUAAGCGACCUAGAAUGCAGCAAGUUUUGGGGUUGGUAAAGGACAUACACCCCACCAACUCGGAACUCAUUUGAGUUGACUCAAUUCAACUCGGUAACUGCUAACAUCCUAAUCUCUAAGCUACCACUCUCACCGCAGCGCGUGGUGGCACGACGAGGAAAUACUGGCUGGCAGCAUUGAAUUAUUGUACUCCCCAUGUGUUUGAUUGACCUCUGAAGAGUCAACAGUACAAGACAUCUCUCCACUAAGGUUUCCACUCAAGGGCAUUCGGUCACGUGCAUGUCACGUGUUUUCAUUGUCAGGAAGAUGCACUUCAAAAUCUAGUGAGAGGGACAUGUUUGCUUGGUUGUCUAAGUUUAUUCGUCUUACUAUUCUCCUCCUUCUCUUUUUGUAUUUUGUAUAUCAAAUUAGAGAUAAAAAAGAAUUUGCACAAAAAUAUGCGGGUAAAGCUUGGUUUUGACAGAAUAUUUAUUAUUUUUGUUUGGUUUAAUCAAAGAGUCGUAUUGUAUUUGAAGUGGAGCAGAGAAACCAGAGAAUCCCACUUAUUGCUUGUCUCUUCUAAGGGGCAUUAGCAUCAUCAA
Molecule: messenger RNA, 2839 nt
Organism: Nicotiana tabacum (common tobacco)
Lineage: Eukaryota; Viridiplantae; Streptophyta; Magnoliopsida; Solanales; Solanaceae
Product: calmodulin-binding receptor kinase CaMRLK-like
Biological process (GO): protein phosphorylation
Molecular function (GO): ATP binding; protein binding; protein kinase activity
Source: RefSeq, a predicted model, not a curated record